CAUGGCCGGGGUCGGGGCCAAGCGGGGACCCCCCGAGGCCGGGGGGGGCCCCCCCGAGAAGAGACCCCCCCGGGAGGAGCAGCCGCCGACCACGCUGAUCGAGCCCCUGCGCCUGGGGGGCAUCAGCUCCACGGAGGAGAUGGACGUCAAGGUGCUGCAGUUCCGCAACAAGAAGCUGGCCGAGCGGCUGGAGCAGCGCCAGGCGUAUGUGGGACGCUGUACAGAGGAGAGGACUCGGAGUUCGCCAGGCCACCGACGACGCCACGCUGCACCUGGUCAACCGCUUCUGGGCGCAGCGCGACGGAGGAGGGGGGGGGGUGGGGGAGGGGCGGCCCCGCCCCCCCCCGGGGAACCCCCCGAGCCGCCCCCGGGGAACCCCCCCGGGGAACCCCCCGAGAGGAGAGAGGCGUGGGCGGGGCCAGAGGAGGGCGUGGCCUUGGCCCCGCCCCCGCCCAGGCUGAGCUUUGCCCCCGAGGCUGUGGCGCGGCUGGGGGGGGCGCUGGGCCGCGUGCAGAGGGGGCUGCAGCACCUGGGGGGGCACCUGGGCAACAACGCGGAUCUGGCGGAACCAGGGCGGGAGCUGCUGCGGGAGCUGCUGCGGGAGCACCGGAGGCUGCAGGAGCUGACGCAGAACCUGCACGAGAAACACCAGAGAGAGGCCCUGGAGCUGGCCGAGCUGCAGGACAAAGCCACCUCGGCCGAGACGAAGGUUCUGGAAAUGGGGACGACGCCCGAGGGGCUGCAGUGGGACAGCGCCAAACUGCGCAAGCGCGAGGGGCGGCUGGACAGACACCUGGCCGAGGCCCUGGAGCAGCUGACCUCGGGCUCGUACGGCUCCGGGAGCUCCGGAGGAUUCCAGGGGGGACAGAUCACCCUGAGCAUGCAGAAGUUCGAGAUGCUGAACGCGGAGCUGGAGGGGAACCAGGAGCUGGCCAAUUCCCGCAUGGCCGAGCUGGAGAAGCUGCAGCUGGAGCUGCAGGCGGCUGUGAGGGGACAGGAGAGGCUCAAGGUGGUGUCACUCAGGUGUCACUCAGGUGUAUUAGAUGUCACUCAGGUGUCACUCAGUGGUCGGCUUAGGAUGGCCACUGGUGCUGUAAAUCCCAUACUGCUCUACCACGAGAGCCUGCAGGUGAAGACGCGCUGGCUGCUGGUGCACAGCCACCUGCGCCACAUCGAGCACAUGGAGAGUGACGAGCUGGGCGUGCAGAAGCGCCUGAGGACCGAGGUGAUCCAGCUCGAGGACACGCUGGCCCAGGUGCGCAAGGAGUACGAGAUGCUGCGCAUCGAGUUCGAGCAGAACCUGGCGGCCAACGAGCAGGCGGGCCCCAUUAACCGCGAGAUGCGCCACCUGAUCAGCUCCCUGCAGAACCACAACCACCAGCUCAAGGGCGACGUGCAGCGCUACAAGCGCAAGCUCCGCGAGGUGCAGGCCGAGAUCAACAAGCUCCGCCUCCAAGCCAGCGGCGCCCCUCCCCCAACCACCCCCGCCCCUCCCCCACCCCCUCCCCCCUCCUCCUCCUCCUCCUCAGGCCCCGCCCCCUCCUCAAGCUCCGCCCCUCCCCCUGAAGAAACCCCGCCCCCACCAGCACCACCACCCAAGCCCCGCCCCCUUCCGACGACAAAGAGGGCGUGGCCUCCUCAGGCCCCGCCCCCUCCUCCUCCUCCCAGGACCCUCCCCCUCCUAAACCCGCCCCUCCCCCGCCCAAAGAGGAAGAGGAGGAACCUCCAGGCCCCGCCCCCACCCCAAGCCCCGCCCCUUCAGCCUCCUCAAGCCCCGCCCCCUCCCAGGCCGUUGGCCCCGCCCCCUUCCAGGCCCCGCCCCGAACGAGGGGCGGGGGGAGGGGCGAGGGGGGAGGGGCGGGAGCGGCCCAAGGGGGGGCCCGAGGAGGGCAAGAAAAAGGACUCGGAGGUGCUGAAGCAGCUGAGGGCGGAGCUUAAGAAGGCGCAGGAGAACCAGAAGGAGAUGAAGCUGCUGCUGGACAUGUACAAAUCGGCCCCCAAGGAGCAGCGGGACAAGGUGACGCUGAUGGCGGCCGAGAGGAAGAGCAAGGCCGAGCUGGAGGAGCUGCGGUGACGCUGGCGGGAGCUGGAGGAGCGGGAGCGCCGCGAGUCCAAGGACUCCUGUUCAUUCCUAUGGCAUCCCUUUUCUGGUCCCCGCCCUCUGGCGGCGGCCAUCUUGCGGCGCCUUCAGGAGGAGGAGGCGCUGCUGUCGGAGAUGGACGUGACGGGCCAGGCCUUCGAGGACAUGCAGGAGCAGAACCUGCGGCUGCUGCAGCAGCUGCGCGAGAAGGACGACGCCAACUUCAAGCUGAUGUCGGAGCGCAUCAAAGCCAACCAGAUCCACAAGCUGCUGCGCGAGGAGAAGGACGAGCUGGCCGAGCAGGUGCUGGCCCUCAAGGCCCAGGUGGAGGCGCAGCUGCAGGUGGUGCAGAAGCUGGAGGAGAAGGAGCGGGGCCUGCAGAGCGCCCUGGGGGCCGUGGAGAAGGAGCUGAGCCUGCGCUCGCAGGCCCUGGAGCUGCACAAGAGGAAGGUGAGGGGGGCACAGGUGUGCCCAGGUGUGGCAGUGUACCAGAGUGGUGUUCCCAGUAAGUGUCAGUACAGGUGUAACAGCCGAGUCGGCUGUAUGGUAAGUCAGAUCAUGCAGGUGUAUCCCAGUGUCCAGGGUAACCCAGGGCCAGUCCCAGUGCAGGCCCCGGGCAGCUGCCGCGUGCCGGAGGUCGUGUAUCAGGGCCAGGUGUGCAGGGCGGUGUGGGAGAACCGAGCGGCCAAGGACAAGGAGUCGCUGAGCCUCAAGAGGGCCCAGGAGGAGCUGUCGCGGCUGCGCCGGAAGCUGGAGAAGCAGCGCAAGGUCGAGGUCUACGCCGACGCCGACCAGAUCCUGCAGGAGGAGAUCAAGGAGUACCGGGUGAGCCUGACGGGACCUUCCGGAACCUUCCGGGACCUUCUGGGAGCUUCCGGAACCUUCUGGGAGCUUCCAGGACCUUCCAGAACUUUCUGGGAGCUUCUGGAAGUUUUUGGGGCCUCCAGGAACCUCGAGGAACCUUGA
Molecule: messenger RNA, 3046 nt
Organism: Camarhynchus parvulus
Lineage: Eukaryota; Metazoa; Chordata; Aves; Passeriformes; Thraupidae
Product: E3 ubiquitin-protein ligase BRE1B-like
Cellular component (GO): HULC complex; nucleus
Molecular function (GO): ubiquitin protein ligase activity
Source: RefSeq, a predicted model, not a curated record